AGUAGAGACAUCUGCAUUUAGUCAGCCAAAUCUUUUCUAAAUCUUAUUUUAAAAGGCUGCUGGCAAUGUAUUCUUGUCUGAUUUUUUUAUUAUUUUUUUCCCAGAAAAGCACAGUAACCAUUAUGAAGACAAAUGUGAAAACAAGCAGAGGAAAAUAAUAAAAGAGAUGCAGACAGUGCCCCUAAAAAUUUGGGUUAUUAAUACCUGAACAAUUUUUUACUAUAUGUUGUUGAUACGAGGAUAAACAAUUGUAAUGAACAGAAAUAUCUUUAUGCUGGAGAUCAAGAGAGGGGAGGACUCCUUAUAAGGAGGAGAGAGAGUGACUUUUCACAUGGUCUGACAGUGAUAGCAAAAGGGGGGAAUGGUUUUAAACUAAAAGAGGGGAGAUUAGGAUCACUUUUAGGGGGAAUUUCUUUGCUGAGAGGGUGGUGAAGCAUGGCACAGGCUGCCCAGAGAGGCUGUGUAUGCCCCAUCCCCGGAGCUGUUCAAGGCCAGGUUAGCAAUCUGAUGCCUGAUUAAGUGGUUGGCACCCAUGUCCAGGGCAGGGGGUUGGAACUAGGUGAUCUUUGAGGUCCCUUCCAACCCAAGCCAUUCCAUGAUUCUAUGAUUCCACAAAAGGCGUAAGGUUCCAGAGAAGAGUCAUGGAGAUGAAGAAACAUAAGAAAGAGUGUGACAGCUCCAAAGCAGGUGAUAUGCUUCAAAUAGCAAGGGUGGAUGCUGAUGAUGUCAUCACCAAAGAGGAGCAGAUCUUUCUACUGCUAAAAGCCAAGGCCAAGUGCGAGCGACACCUGAAAGCCAAGGUGCCCAAGGUGCAUGAUGGCUUUUGUCUUCCUGAGUGGGAUGGUAUUGUCUGCUGGCCAGAAGGUGUGCCGGGCAAAGUGGUGGCUAUGCCAUGUCCUGAGUACAUCUAUGACUUCAAUCACAAAGGCCAUGCUUAUCGCCGGUGUGACCUGAAUGGAAGCUGGGAACUGGUUCCAGGCAACAACCGUACCUGGGCAAACUACAGUGAAUGUGCCAAGUUCCUCACCAACGAGACAAGGGAGAGGGAGGUCUUUGAUCGCCUCUAUUUGAUUUAUACUGUUGGAUACUCCAUCUCUCUGGGAUCCCUCACAGUUGCUGUCCUUAUCCUGGGAUACUUCAGGCGUUUGCAUUGCACUAGAAACUACAUCCACAUGCACCUGUUUGUCUCCUUCAUGUUGAGAGCUGUGAGCAUCUUCGUGAAGGACGCCGUCUUGUACUCUGGGUCAGCCUUGGAGGAGAUGGAGCGGAUUUCUGAGGAAGACCUGAAAUCCAUAACUGAAGCACCUCCAGCAGAUAAGUCACAGUUUGUGGGUUGCAAAGUAGCAGUUACCUUCUUCCUCUACUUCCUGGCAACCAAUUACUACUGGAUUCUGGUGGAAGGGCUCUAUCUCCACAGCCUCAUCUUCAUGGCUUUUUUCUCAGAGAAGAAGUAUCUCUGGGGAUUCACGUUAUUUGGCUGGGGACUCCCUGCUGUAUUUGUUACAGCGUGGGCCAGCGUGAGAGCCACUCUAGCUGACACAGAGUGUUGGGACUUGAGUGCUGGCAAUUUAAAAUGGAUUAUUCAGGUGCCCAUCCUGGCAGCUAUCGUGGUAAAUUUUAUUCUUUUUAUCAAUAUUAUCAGAGUCCUAGCAACCAAGCUACGGGAAACAAAUGCAGGGAGGUGUGACUCACGACAACAGUACAGGAAGCUGCUGAAAUCUACCCUCGUCCUUAUGCCUCUGUUUGGCGUUCACUAUAUUGUUUUCAUGGCUAUGCCAUACACAGAUGUGUCAGGGAUUCUUUGGCAAGUUCAAAUGCACUAUGAAAUGCUGUUCAACUCUUUCCAGGGAUUUUUUGUUGCCAUCAUAUACUGUUUUUGCAAUGGAGAGGUCCAAGCAGAAAUAAAGAAGUCGUGGAGCAGGUGGACAUUAGCACUUGAUUUUAAAAGGAAAGCACGAAGUGGGAGCACAACCUACAGUUAUGGACCAAUGGUUUCCCACACCAGCAUCACAAAUGUAGCCACGAGGGGGGCACUUGCCCUUCAUCUCAAUACAAGACUUAUACCAGGGACCCUCAAUGGACACCGGAAUUUACCAGGUUAUGUAAAAAAUGGCUCUAUUUCUGAAAACUCUAUGCCUUCUUCUGGACCAGAGCAGUACAACAAAGAUGAAGAGUACCUGAAUGGCUCUGGGCUUUAUGAUGGAGACAGACCCACAGUACUUGUUGAAGAAGAAAGAGAGACAGUGAUGUAAGGAGAAGAAGAGAAGAAACAAAAGGAUGAAAAGGGUUCCAGGAGAGCAUUUAGUGGGCAAAAGAAUAUCAGGCCACACAAUGGAUGCCAAGGGUUUCCAUGCCUUUUCUCUGUUCUGUGGAACGAGAGGUUAAGUUAUAUGGGAAAAAAAAAAAGCCACCAAUGUGGCCAGUGCUUGAUCACACACAUAUAUCCAGUGAUCUAAGUCUCCCCAGUGCUAAUGGAGGCAGGGCUAUCCACAGGCCUUUCUACCUGCUGAACAACAGAGAUACUGAGAGUUUGUGGGGAGGGUUGCACAGCAGCACCUGGUCCUUUCACUUCUUGGAAAACUUGGGCAGCCAAGGAGGAUGGGAAUCUCACCCAGUAAAGCAAGAGUCUGCAGGGAGCAUACGUUGUCACCUUCUUGCAAGGGUACAAACCACCCUGGGCAUCAGUAUCUUUGGUUUGGUUUGCUCUUUCCUUUUUGAAUCUGUCUGGUAACACACAUGAGAAUGACCAAGGCCCUUCAGGUACCGUAGCUGCCCAUUCUUGCAGCCAAGUUCUCAACAUGGACAGCUUGGUACAACUUGGGACAUGUUCUUCCCUUGGGCAUUCUCACUCCUUGGCAAAAAGCUCCUCUGGGAUGGGCAGGUUUAACAGCUCAUGGUCACUAGAUGAAGGCAAAAAACUGCAUUCUUCUUUCCUUGACUUGAGUAUCAUAGCAAGCCAGAAAACAGUGCAAUUUUAAGAUGGGAAAUGCAGUUACCAGAAUGUGUGACAUCUUUAGUGUGACAUUUUCAGUCUUCCAGGUUCAGCAGUAGAGAUGGGCCCACUCUGCCUGCUCCCAGGCAGUUUGAGAUGGGGAAGAGCGUUUGCAGAUCUUCAACUGUGUGUCUUUGUGUGUGUGUGGCUAAAAUCAGCUCAGAAGGUUGCUAUCUCAGCCUCCCUCUUUGUGGAUGCUCAUGGAAACAGACACCAGUAAUGUUCUUAUAAAGUUACACAUUUCUUCUCAUUCUCCCCUCUAAAUUACUUGUUUCUCACUAAUCCAAACACUCAUGAGAUGAAACACAAGAUGCUGGAUACAGUCAGGCAAGCUUGCCUUCAUGAAGUUCAAGGGCAAAAUCUGCUGGGUGUAAGCACAGAGAUGGCUCGUGGACAGUCACCUUCUGAGCUUCUUCUUUCUUUCCCAUUCUUAGUAGUCAAGACAUUCAAAUGAGUCACACAUACAUACAGACAUCUGGACAGCAUCUUAGCUGGUGUGAUUAAGUAUAAUUUCAGCCAAAGUCACCGUUUUUGCCCAGAGAUGCUUAGAAGAGGAAAUAUUGGGAUUGCCUGAGAAGGGAAGAGCAGAAGAAAAUUUAGGUUAGAUGUUCAUAAGAAAAUCUUUAAUCAGAGACUGGAGAGGCACUGGUACAGGCUGCCCAGGGAAGCUGUGGGUGCUCCAUCCCUGGAGGUGCUCAAGGCCAAGCUGGAUGGGGUGCUAGGCAGACUGAGCUGGUGGGGGGCAACCAGUCCAUGGUGGAACUGGAUGGGCUUUAAGGUCCCUUCCAACCCAACCAUUCUAUGAUUCUAUAAAAUGCCUGAUUCCAACAAGAGAGAGAGACCAGAGUAUUUUGUGACUUGCUGGUGGUUUUUUGCAAGGAGAGCCAAAAGGUUGUUUCUUGACACAACUCAUAUCUUCAGCAAUGACAAAGAGAUAUGGCUCUUGUUGGCCAACAGUGUUUUUCCUUCACACUUCAACCAGGUGAGCAGCUAGGAAAAGGUCUCUUCCAGUUCUGAAGCAUGAUUCAGAAUUUCACACUAAUGGGAAAUUAGGAACGGUGUCCGAACUUGUCACUUCCUCAAAGAAAAAACUCUGGUUGAGCUGGCCUGGAUCCUCUCUUCAGCCCAUCCUAUGUCACUAUUCCUUUGCUGCAGUCUGAGAGUCAGACUCUCGUGGUUGUUUUAUUUCUUCUGGACAAGUUUCUAGAAGCUGAAGUAUUUUUUACUUCACCUGGCUGUUACUGAAAUGGAACAGAGAUCAGUCAUUGGGGCAGUUUGCAGAAGUCUUUUAGGAUGCAGGUGGGGCCUAUGGAAUGUCUUACCAUCUAUCCUGAUCCUUUAGGUAUGUCUGCUGUGGCAUACCAACCAGCGCUUCUGAGAUGCAUCCAGUCACUUCACACUGCAAGCUCUGAAUAUUUAUUAAGGACUAAAUUCUCCAAAAUUCUGAAGGAGGUCAGGGUGAGCCUAGAGAUCUUGACUUGUUUUCUGUGUCUCACAUCUUUAGGCAACCUCUCAGGUUGAAGCCCAGUGUAGUAACAAACCUCCUUGCCUUCGCAUCUCGGGGUUUUUGAUUUGGACUUGGUAGGGAGCGUGGUGGCUAAGAGUCAAUCCUCUGCAAGGCACUGAAGCACCUCUCAAACAGCCGCAGACCUACAUGAGCCAGUCUUUAAAAGCCAGUAUUUAUUUGUGAUGUUCAGGUUUUUUUCUUUAUUUUGUAUCAUCAAAAGAACUCAAAACUCCUCAUAACCAUUCAUCACCAAACGGCAGCUAUUGCAACAUUGGGUUUGCAAAGCAUAACCCUUUUUUUUUUUCCUUUUCCUCGUGCUCUCUUAUUGUUCUUGUUGCUUCUAUGAGCAAUAGUAACAAUGCUAACAGUAGUAUUACAGAGAGGUUAAGUAAUCUUGCAAGAGAAGUCAGCUCUAGUGAAAGUUUGGCAUGGAGAGCUCUGCAGAAAUCUGGGUCAGCCCUGCUCUGCUCGCUGCUCGCCUUUUCCUCGCAGACAUUGGCACAGCCUCAGGAGGGAAUCAAAGGGGCAGAAGUUCUUACCAGAGUGUGUACAGCUGUUAUUCAGCAUCCCGUGUGGCUGAGCUGCCAAUGAGAGAGAAACACAUUGAGUAUGCUGGCUCUGGUUUUCUGCCCUUCCAGAAGUACGUUGUGCUUAAAUCAUGCCAAGUAGAUGCAAUGAUCUUCCUUUUUUUUUCUCACUCGGAGGAAUUACUUGGUAUCAUUUCACUGAUGGGACAAAACAAAAAGGCGUACAAAAUAAAAGCCACCAACAAAACACCAAAAACACUAGUGACUCACUGUUUAUUUGUGUUUCUUACAGAGAACUCAAGAUUAAUAUCAUGUUUGGCAAUUGCUUAGCAAAGUUCAGGGAAUUAGCAAAACCCAUAAAACGAGUUAUAAACAAAUUCAAAAUCCCUCAUAAACAGAAAUGCAUUCAUCACUAGAUUGUUGAGAAUAAAUGCUUAAGAACUGAUGUUAAAUGUAGAUAAAAUUUACAUGCACGAGGAACGUGCAUGGGAAGAAAUCUUUUCUUGAUCUUUUCAAAUACUGAUCAUACACAAUAGAUUCUUUUUCCUUGGUGUUUGUGUUCAGGAAAAAUAAAGGGAAAAUGCCUAUACCAUAACAGGGGAAUACUUCUGCUUUUAAAGAUACGGUAGAAUGUAAUGUCAAAGUCUGCUCCUCUCCUGCUGAUUGCAGACUGCACUGUUGGCUGAGUGUAUAGGCUGUGCUGCAUUAGCCAGGGUCCAAGGACAUUCUCUACUUUCUCUUUGAGAAGAAAAGAUUAGACCCAUGGUGCUUUGAAACAGAGAAGAAACCAAAAUUGGCUGUUUUCAUUUGUCCUGGAAGGGCAGAGAGCCACAAUGUUUAGAUAUGGAAUAUGGUCACCUUCACUUUUCUCCUUCACCAGGAGAUGCAGGCACUUGCAAGGACAGGGCUGAGAUCUGUCCCUGUUCUUUACAGGGGAGCUGGACUUAGAUGGCCAAUAAGGGUCCCUUCCAACUCAACUGAUUCUACGGCUCUAUGAUUCCAUGUCAUUUUAUCCCCAUGCAAAGGUCCAAUCCUCUACAGGGUGACAGUUCCCAUCCUUUCUGAUUUACACAUGGGCAGAGAGACAUCCUCAAGCUUACUUCUAGGGGAGGCAAAGGCUUGACAAACCUGGUUGCCUCUGUUUCACCACCUUUCCUUCCUCCAUGGUGUCAGCUUUAUGUCCUUUUCUUCCCUUCCUGUAAACCAGCUGGCAAUAUGCAGGACUGGUUGCCACUGAGAUGCUGGACUUGGGCAGGAAUCUCCCUCUCUGGCGGGUUCAUCUUGUGGUACCCAGCCCUGCACCUCAUCUAUCCCACCCAUAGCAGCUCAGUCUGCUAAUAAUCCUAAUAAUUCUACUUGAUCUACCUCCUUUCUGAAUAGACAUAGAAAUGUUAACGUUUCUUGGACUCGUGUUUCUUAAGGAUGACUUUUGGCAGCUCCUCAUCAUUUCUGCUUUGCCUGCAUUUGUGCAGACAAUUGUUCUUACACCUUCUAUAAACUGUUUUGUCUUAGUUCAGAUGAGAUCAUGUGUUGUCCCCUUCUUCACCAUUCCUCAACUCUGCUGCAUCUUGUCUGAUGCAUAUUAGAGCCAAAUUAGUUGACAAAGUUCUCCCAAAAAUUGAACUGCUCAGCUAGGGACUGGCUUCCUUUAUUUGUUUGUGGGCAAUUGGAUGAAAGCUGCAGAACAUCCACAGAACUGGUAAGAAUUUUUUGUUUUUUAAAGACUGAAAAUACACUAAACAUGAAGAUCUCCAGUUUUUUAUUCCUUUUAUUGUUUGGAUGGAUUCAGUGACUGUCUUAAAAGCUUUUAGAUUUCUGAGUCCAGUCUUUCAAAAAGUUAAGGCACCUCAGUGUGUUUUGUUUUCUUGUUUUUUCACGGGCUAAUUUUUUCUGCAUGACUUCCUCCUAGAAUUCACUGAAAGCUGCAAGUGGGAUUACUGAUAACAAGGACGUCCUCAACUCAUCUGUAUCUCUCACUCUCUUCAGUGUUUCUUUCACUUGAGAUAGGACUGCAUGAAAUAAGAGAAAGCACUUUAAGAGUUGACCUUCAAUGGAGAGGUUGCAUGAACCUGUGAAGUCCUUUCAUAUGCAAUGUUGCUUCUUAUACAACUGUGCAUUUUUCCACCUACUGUUGCCCAUGAGUUUGCCAAAGCCCGUCUGUGCCUUCUCAUAGAAAGUUACGCAGGAGUAUCAUGGUUCACAUCCUCUCUUUUGGGCUUUAUCUGGAUUUUGUGACAUUUUGGCUGUAAGAGGAAGCAAAAGGAAAAUGAUCUGGGGCAGCAUUUUCCAGCCUUUGGGGUUAAGGGUUUGGUGUGUGCCUCCUCAGCCAUGUAGCCUUUGUCACAAAUGGGCAUUGCUCUGGUGGCUGCAAACUGUAAAUCAUUCAGCAUGUAAGGAAGAUUUAUUUUAAGGCCACAAGCAGAUUAAGGAAGGUCUUCACCGUGCCACUUUCCCACUAAGAGCACUUGCUGGGGGAGAAAUCGUGUUGCACUCUCAGGCAAGUCUAGGGAAUUGAUGUAUUUAUUUAUUUUUAAUAUAAUGGAACAGGUUUGAUUUUUUUCUUAUUAUUAUUUUUACUUCUGUUGCUGACGGGUUGCCACAUUCUGCAGCAUAAAUAUAUGGACAUAUAUGAUAUUCCUGGCAAGCUAUGGAGGUGUUCAGGCAUCCAGUGUGACUCUCCAGACAGAGUAGAUUUUAUAUCCCAUUCCUCUAGAGUAUGCUGAAAUGAGAAAAAAUAUUAAACUGUAAAGGAAAUGGGUUUGCAAAAGACCCUAUAAAUAAAUUUCCAUCAUGAUCAGCCAGGGCAGUCUAAAUUUGCCUCAAAAUAUGUUUCAAAAAUGGUGUGAGUAAAAUAAGGGGGAUGUCCAUCUCUGUGGAUGUCCGUUGGAAGGCAGCUCUCCUAUUUUUGCCUACAGAGGAGAGAGGUUGAGCCUAUAGGACAGCAAAUACUGUUGGCCCAAAGGAACGUAUUGUUUUGAGGCAGCAGUUCAUUUGUAUAAAAGUUAUUGGGCUCACCCUGUUCCACUCAAACUAUUUUAAUGGCCUCUCACAAAAUGAAAACUUAAGCUUAGGUCAUAUCUAAGGGUGGGAGAGCAAAAGAAAGCAGAGGUGGGUUGUUGCAAAGACGCAUGAUUAGCUAAAGGAGACUAAAAUAUUGGUGGUUUUUCCAAUAAUGACAUGUUGCCUGGAAAGUCUGAGCCAGAAGUAUUGUUAGUGAGCUUCAUUUAGUGAUUAGCCCAGAGUUUAUUUGGUGUCUGUGUAUGAAGGCUGAUAGUGAGCAGGGGAUCUCCAAACCCUAGUACUUUUUAUUCAGUGCUCGUAAAUAUCUUCACUGACUUCUCCUUGAUUUGUAAGUGCUUCUGAAGAUUUUAGAGCAGAGAUGUACUGAAAGUCCAACAGUUGAAUCUGAGACUGAGACUUGGUCUUCUGUCAGUGCUAGCAGUCCCCCACCUCACCUGUAGCAUUAGGUGGUGGUGCUCCAGAGCAACAGGGGAGAUAGAACCAGCAGCUUUCUUGGAUCUUUGUCACUGCUUCUUCCUAGUGGGUAGAAAAGCCCAAAAGAAGGACAUCUGCUGAUAAUCUCUGCUGAGUGGACACUUCUUCUCUUCUACCCUCAGAUUUUAGGGGCAUGGUUUAUUGGGCAUGAUGGAGAUGGGCUGGUGGUUGGACUAGAUGAUCUUAGAGGUCUUUUCCAACCUUAAUGAUCCCAUGAUUCUAUGAUUCUAAAUUCAGGUUGGCUGGAGUUUUUCUCUACAUUUACUUUCCUUUCUUUCCAACCUGGCCCUAGAAAAAGAAACCCCUAAAACUUAUUUAAAGAAGUCCUUUAAGAAUUUCUUUUUUCCAUUUUUCCUGGAUGCAGAUCCAGGCUUUUUAAUGGCUCGAAGCCAAUCUCAACUCUCAGAAUCAAAACCAAUCUGAAACAUCGGGAUGGGAACAUAAUUUGCUCAGAUCAGCUGUACCACACCCUCAUCGCAUCAUCUCCAUUGCAUUGGGUGCAGAGCAGUGGCACCCUGACAGAGCUGAAACAUUGAUGUGACAAUAUAGUCUUUUAUUUUUGGUGCAUUUUUAAGACAAGUGAACCAAGAGCAAGAACUAGACUAGCUUCCUUUAAGUUUAAGAAUGAUGAUAAACAAGAAAAAAAGUCAUAAUAAGUCAUUCUUUAUUUAUCUCAUCAUGUUCUGUUGAAUGUGCUGAUGGUUACCAUGGAGUAUCUGGUUUUCUGUCUUCUCCUUGGCAGGAGGAGUCCUCUGUGGUGGAGAGAACAGAUAAAACGAGUGGAUAGAGUAAUGUGAAGCCAAUCCCUAGGGCAGGACAGUCAGGAACAGAUCUGAUCUUGAUUUUAUAUUCACUGGCAGAAGGCAGGAGCUGUUCCUCUGAAGUUAAUUGAGUUAACUCGGUCGUAUGCCAAGGCAAAACAGAUCUGAAUCUGGACCACAGUUCAGGAUUCAUUUACAGUUUGCAUAAUGGAAUUAAAAUAAAGCUUCCAACUCUAACUACAGAAGUUGUCUGCUGAGAAUUGGACCCCCAUCUUGCUGUUUGGGAUUAAAUGACACCCAAGACAUCGGCCAUCACACGAAAUAUUGUGUUUUAUCUGUGCCUGCCGAGAUUACUCUAUUCUCCCCACUGUGGUCACUUAGCCAUACUCAGCUGUUUCAGCUGGUAGGGAUUUUUCUUAGCCCCUUCUUUUUUCUUUCUUUUUUUUUUUUUUAAUUCACGUGAAGUUCAAGUUUUCAUGCCAGCUUUCAGGUUUCAGGUAGCCCCACAGUUUCAAAGUUCAAGAUAAUGUCAACAUGUUGCCGGGAUUUGGGAGGCAAGUGGGAAAAAGAAUGUGAGAAGCUAAGGGAAGUCACAGGAGAGCACUGAAAGGACUAUCAAGUAAGGUUCAGUGAAACCUUUCCCACGGACCAGGGGAAGGUUUGCCGACCUCGGCAUAGAAUUUCAGCCUACAACUGAACUCGAUCGUGUUUUGCUCAUUGAAGGUCUUGAGCUGUUCAGUAUGACCUGCAAAGCUCAUACACCGUAUUUCCAUUGUCAAGGGGCUUGUGUUUAGAUCUGACAUGGUUGUUAAAUAUUCCUGUUUAUGAUUAUUUUAAUGUUAAUGCUCUCAUCUGCUCAUGUGAUUUCUGUGUCUUUCUCUAGGUUGGUCCAUUAGUGUUGCUUUGGGGGGCACUUGCAGAACUGUUUCUUGACUUGCCUUUCUCUGGUGUGUACCUAACCAGGACUGCCACCAGGUUGAAUGCAUCAGUACUGAUGGGCAGCAGUGUUGCUUUGAAAGGGAACCAAAGGCAAUAUUUGCAAGAGCACAACAAAUGUUGUCCUUAUUUGGAACAGAUUUGCAAGACUCCAGAGAGGCAGGGCUGGGCUGGAGAUCACCUCAGUCUGGCACACUGCACAGGAGCCAGGAACAAAAGAAAAGGGAAGGAAGAGCUGAACCAGAUGAGCAUCAGUAAUUAAGGAGUCCUAUAAGUUUGUCUUCUUUUCAGGCAGGUCCCCCUAUCCAGCAUAGAUUGAACAGAGCUGGACACUGUUGCAUGAUUAGACUCCCUCGUAAGCAGAAAGUGUAAAGAGCAAAUGAGGGAUUCAACAAAUUCUGUGCAAAUUUCUCUUCCUGAUUCUCACUGGCUCUUUUUCCUUCUUUUUUCCUUUGGGAAAAAAAAAACAACCAACCAACCAAACAAACAAAAAUUAUUGUAAUCUUACCACAAGAACCUGGUUGUCAAACCCAUUUCUCCAGGGUCCCACAGAGAAUCUUCUCUCUUUGACCUUAGGAAUUGUGAUUUUUUUUUUGCAUGUGGACUAAAGAAUGUGAUGGUAUUUGAUUAUAUUCCUCGCUCUGGGCAAACAGCGUGGUGGGUAGCAAGACAGAUGUGCCAGUGUCAACAUGGAAUGAAAUCAUGACAGCGUGAAAACCAACUCCAAGACUUCUAUUGAUUUCCACGGAGUGGGAUUUACUCUUCAAUUCACAGGAGGAAAAAACUUUCAAACAAAUGACCUCACCCCAAGACUUUGCCUACCACACAUAAUUCAGGGUGGCUUUUUGCUUUAAAUCAGUAGCGCUACAAAACCAGAAAGCAGAGAUCAAGGGGUAGAUGGUGGUCUGAAUAGCAGUCGCCUCUCUCAAAAUGCUUGACAAAUGCCAACAUUAGGUUUUGCAUUGGGGUUGGCUUCUACAUGUGGGGACGUGGUAUUUUGAUGGAAAAAGGCAUAGGAUUAAAAUGUUUGAAAUGGAUGGGAUGAGCUUGUGCUGGGCUUCCAGAUGCUUGUGUCUAUGUCCUCUGAAGAAGAGAUACAAUGGCCAUGUGAGAAACUACUUAAAACAAGUUUAACAAAGAAUGUUCUCCAAACAGAGUAGACUUCGGGUACCUAAAACAGAAGGCAAAACAGUGACUUCACCAGGGAAACAGCAUCCACUUAAAACAGAGCAUUACAACAGGCAUGAGCGCUUCUAAAUAUAGAGCUGGAUGUUUCCUGCCAGACUGAGCUUUUACCUUUUUAUUUUUCUCUAUCUAAAUUAGUCACUCUUCCUCCAGGGCUCCAGGGAAGGAUUAGCAUGAAGAUAUUUGCUGAUAGACGUGAAAUAUUUUGACAGGUUGGGUUUAAGAAGAGCUGGUGGAAGAGGAAAGGCAGUUGGUGGCAGAAGAAGGUCAGGUGCAUCCAAGCACCAUCACCCACCCCCAUGUCCAAAAACGUGAUGUCAAACUCUUGACAUUUGCAUGAGCUGAGGCAUGCAUGAAGAGACAGAUCUGCUGCUAAAAAUCCUUGCUGCUUCUCAGCAACUUCAGGGUGAACAAACCAUGGUGGUCACCAGAGGAGAUGGGAUGUGGGCAUUAGAAAAAGGACUUGGCCAUUCCCAGUGGUUUGCCAGGCUUUUUCCAGUGGGAUAUUGGCUCCUUUUCUUCCUAGGAUGAGCAGGAGGGAGAAGAGCUGGGUCGUGCUCUUCCCCCUCCCACUCCCCUGAUUUCACUGAAGUGGAUUUAAAACCUUGUUUCACUUCAGAGGAGGGACAAGACUGAAAAACUAAUGGGCAAAACUGUGAUUUCUUUGUACAUGUUACGAGGACAUUGCCUUGGGUGUGUUGUGAGGCAGACAUUUUGGUUUACAUUCCUCCACUUCUGCUUUCUGUACGGACCAAAGUAAUGAGCGGAAAAUGACAAACCACAGAUGUAUGUAAAAAGGGAAUUAAAAUAAAAAGAAGCCUUUAUUGAUUCUCAUGAAAA
Messenger RNA from Meleagris gallopavo (turkey), 12243 nucleotides. NCBI's taxonomy places the organism in Eukaryota, Metazoa, Chordata, Aves, Galliformes, Phasianidae. The record is from RefSeq and is a predicted model, not a curated record.